Molecule: messenger RNA, 5293 nt
Organism: Diorhabda sublineata
Lineage: Eukaryota; Metazoa; Arthropoda; Insecta; Coleoptera; Chrysomelidae
Product: laminin subunit gamma-1-like
Exons: 14
Coding region: 274-5103 (1609 amino acids)
Source: RefSeq, a predicted model, not a curated record
CUGGAUCUUUCAAAGAACUCUCCAUUCGCUUCACAGCAUCUGUGCGUUCAGUGAUCGAAUUGCAAGUCUGAGUGUUAGUUGCCGGGUAGCCCAGUAGUAGGGCCAAGACUUAGAAGGUAGGCUCAGCUGGUAAUGCGCGUUCGUGAACUCAUGAAUAGGGCCGUUUAAGAAAAAGAAUUUAUUUCUUUUUCGUAUUUUAUUCAUCCGGUGGAUAAAAUAGGAAUGUUUUAUAAGAAUCGUGGUUGGUGAAGUAGUUUUUUUUGUGUUAUCAAAAUGUGGAUUUUAAGCACUUUUUGUUUAUCGUUGGUGGUAAUUUCGUGUGAGGCACAACAAACCCCGGCUAUCGGGCGUGGAGGAACACCAUGCUACGACACUUUUAAUAGACCUCAGAGAUGCAUACCCGAAUUCGAGAAUGCAGCUUUCGGCGUCGUUAUGGAAGCAACAAACACCUGCGGACAAAACGGAGAUAUGGAAUACUGCGUCCAAACAGGCGUAAACGGAAUCAGAAAAUCUUGUGAAAUUUGUCAUCCGGGAGAACACGACCCAAGGUACCUUACAGAUUACAUCACGGAUUAUUCAACAUGGUGGCAGUCAGAAACUAUGUACGAAGGUAUCCAGUGGCCGAAUCAAGUCAACUUAACGCUAAAAUUUGAUAAAACGUUCGAUAUCACGUACGUUAGAUUGAUUUUCAACUCUCCCAGGCCAGAAAGUUUUUAUAUCUCGAAAAAAGUAACUAGUGAUGGUCCCUGGAUACCGUUUCAGUAUUACAGUGCUUCUUGUCGAGACACUUACGGCUUACCUGACAUGACCCAUACCACCAAGGGGGAAGAGACGAGGGCCCUUUGUACUUCGGAAUAUUCCGACAUUUCUCCGUUGACUGACGGUAACAUUGCUUUUGGUACACUAGAAGGUCGGCCGUCUGCUUAUAAUUUUGAUUCCAGUCCCGAACUUCAGGAAUGGGUGACGGCAACGGAAAUAAUGAUCACAUUGGAUCGUUUGAAUACAUUUGGCGACGAAGUAUUCGGAGACUACCAAGUAUUGAAAUCCUACUUUUACGCCAUAUCUGAUAUAGCCGUUGGAGCAAGAUGUAAAUGCAACGGUCACGCUUCGGAAUGUAUAACUUCCUCGGGAGUAGACGGAUCAAAACGAAGAGUUUGCAAAUGUGAACAUAACACCGCAGGAUCAGAUUGUAACGAAUGUCUGCCGUUUUAUAACGAUGCUCCUUGGGGAAGGGCGACUGCUCAAAACGCGCAUGAAUGUAAACAAUGUAACUGUAAUGGUUACUCAAACAGAUGUUUCUUCGACCAAAAGUUAUAUGAACAAACUGGCCACGGAGGACACUGUCUCGAUUGCAUUGCCAAUAGAGAUGGCGCUAAUUGUGAGAGAUGUAAAGAAAAUUUUUACAUGAGAGAAGAUGGUUACUGUAUACCUUGUCAAUGCAACUCUAUUGGUUCAAGAAACCUUCAGUGUAAUGCGGAAGGAAAAUGUCAGUGUAAACCAGGCGUUACUGGAGAAAAAUGCGAUAGAUGCGAAGAAAACUUUUACGAUUUCUCUUCAUUGGGAUGUAAAACUUGCGGUUGUCAUCCAGCUGGUUCGUUUCGUAACGAACCGAGAUGUGACGCCAAUACGGGAAUUUGUCAAUGUAAAGAUAACGUCGAAGGAAAACAAUGUAACGAUUGCAAGCCGGGUUUUUUCAAUUUGGACGAAGAAAACGAUUUUGGAUGUACCCCGUGUUUUUGCUACGGUCAUUCCGCACAAUGCAGCUCCGCAUCCCAGUUCUUCAGAUAUAUAGUUGCAUCUUCAUUCUUCAGAGGAAAUGAGAAAUGGACGGCUGAAGAUGAAUAUCAUAGGAAAAUCGAGGUUAAAUACGAACCUAUCAGUCAAAGUAUUGGUGUUCAUACAACUGGUGAUGAAGCUGUUUAUUUCGUGGCUCCAAAUAGAUUUUUAGGAGAUCAAAGAACUUCUUACAAUCAACUGUUGGAAUUUACAUUAAGGAUUGGGGAUAAUAGAGUCGUUCCAACUGCGACAGAUAUUAUAUUAGAAGGCUCAGGAACGUCCGUUACUAAUACCAUUUUCGCACAAAAGAAUCCAGUACCUAAUAUGCAAAGUCAAGUCUAUAAAUUCCGUCUUCACGAACACCCCGAUUACGGUUGGCAACCACGACUCCCUUCAAGGUCUUUCAUUUCAAUUUUGACCAAUCUAACAGCCAUAAAAAUCAAAGGUACCUAUGCACCUGAAGGAGUUGGAUUCUUAGAUGAAGUUAAACUAGAAACUGCUUCUAGAGGAGUGGCUGGGAAACCUGCUUUAUGGGUAGAAUCUUGCGCUUGUCCAACAGGUUACGUUGGACAAUUCUGUGAAUCUUGUGCUCCGGGAUUCAGACACGAACCAGCAUUGGGAGGUUCGUUUAUGCCUUGCGUUCCGUGCGAUUGUAACAAUCACGCUGAAAUCUGCGAUUCCGAAACGGGUCGAUGUAUUUGCUCUCAUAAUACCGCUGGAGAAAACUGCGAGUUUUGUGCCAGAGGUUAUUAUGGAAACGCUCUAGGAGGUACCAACAACGAUUGCAAACCUUGCGGUUGUCCAGAAGGUGGAGCAUGUAUACAAAUUGAUGACGAUAUGACAAUGUGUACAGAAUGUCCUACGGGAUAUACAGGUCAUAAAUGCGAUCUUUGUUCAGAUGGUUACUAUGGGGAUCCAACAGGAAGAUAUGGGCCAAGAUCUCCAUGUAGAGAAUGUGAAUGUAACAAAAACAUAGAUCUUAAUGCUAUUGGAAAUUGUAAUACCACAAGUGGGGAAUGUCUUAGAUGUAUAUACAAUACUGGUGGAGUACAGUGCCAAGAAUGCUUACCAGGUUUCUAUGGUAACGCCGUGGUUCUUCCCAAAGGCGACUGUAAACCUUGUACCUGUUAUCCAGUCGGGACUGUUGCUGAGAAAUCUGGAGCACCCGAUUGUGACCAAACUACUGGAACUUGUUCUUGUAAACCUCACGUUGUCGGUCUAAAUUGUGAUCGUUGCGAAGACGGAUAUUACAAUAUAAUGAGUGGAGAAGGAUGUCACGCUUGUAAUUGCGAUUCAAUAGGAUCUUAUAACCAAACCUGCGAUCUUCUAACAGGACAAUGUUACUGCAGACCCGGCGUAACAGGUUUGAGGUGUGAUCAUUGCGAAGCUAGAAAAUAUGGUUUUUCUGUAGAAGGUUGUAAAGACUGCGAUUGUGAUUCUAUUGGUUCCAAAGACCUCCAAUGUGAUCCAUUUGGACAAUGUCCUUGUUUAGACAAUGUAGAAGGAAGAAGAUGUGAUAGAUGCAAAGAAAAUAAGUAUGAUAGAAAAAGAGGCUGCAUAGAUUGUCCAGACUGUUAUAAUUUAGUGCGAGAUGCUUAUAGAACGCACGAAAAUAAACUGGAAAGAUUAAAUGAUAUACUAGAUGAAAUAGAAAGAAGACCGACUGUGAUAGCAGACGACGAAUUUCCAGAAGAAUUGGAAAAAUUAAGAACAAAUAUUAGUAACACGUAUGAAAAAGUAAAAAAUAUCACUGGAGAUCACAGCGCCAUUCAACAAGUGCACGAUAUUAGGGAAAGGGAAAAAGAAAUUUCACGAACUCUAUCGGAAAUAGACGAAACUCUUUUUCUUUUUAGAGAAAAAAGUCACAUAACUGAAAUGAAUUUGGAUCAUAUUGAAACUAAUUUAGAAGAAGGCGAAAUGAGAUUAUCGGAAAUCACUAGUACUUUCGAUUCCCAAGCUAAAGAAGCUCUAGAUCACGCUAUAGAAAGCUCAAAGAAAGCCGGACAGCAAUCGGAAAAAAUGACUGAAAUAGCACACGAAGCUAGAGAGAUAGCCGAACAAUUGGACGAAAAAGCUAAAAAAAUCACUGAUACUGCAGCUGAAGCUAAAAACAAAUCGAUAGAAGCCUAUCUAACAGCUAAAAAUGCAACUAGUGAUCAAUCGGAUGUCAGCGAUAAAGCUAGAAAAUUGAAACACGAAAUAUUAGAUCUCGAAAAUAAAUUAAAUAGAACUAAAGAAUGGACAAGUGAAGUAGCUUCGAAAUCUUUAAUUGCGAAAAACGACGCUUUGACUUUACUUAACGAAGUUAAGAAUUUAGAAGUUCCUACAAUCGAUAUUCCAGAAUUAAAAUUCAGAUCUGACGAUUUACGCGACCGUGCUUACAAGUUGCGAAAUGAAAGUGAAGCUUUAUUCAGAGACAGCCAAGAAAUGAGGAAAAAUGUCGAAGAAAAAUCGAAUAUUGCGAGGAGUUUAUUGGAAACCGCGUACGAACAACAAUCGAUUACCGACGAAUUACUUAACGAUAUUCAUGCCACCAAGGAACGAACUGAUAAUUCUAUUGACAGAUGGAAGAAAAUUUUGAACGACACUGAAAGCAUUUAUAAUGAUCUAAAAGAUUUCGACUCAGAAACCCAGAAGAGUAGACAAGAAGCAGACGAAGCGCUAUCAACGAUUAAAAACAUUGAAGCUAUCAUCAUAGAAGCUUCCAAUAAAACCUACGAAGAUCAACAAGCUUUAAAAGACGCCACACAAAACGCGAAUUCAGCUUUGGUGAAAGCUGUACAAGCUGAUGGUUUAGCCAAGAAUGCUUCAAACGUUGCCGAAAAGAUCAAACAGGAAGCAGGACAGUUGCUCAGAAAUACUACAAUUUUGACAGAAGAUGCCGAGCUGAUGAGUGAAAAAGUCGUUGAAACUAAUAAAACACUCAAUGGAUAUCUGGGUUAUGCUUCGACAAAUGGGUCGUUUAUAAAUGAGGCAAAGGAGAAGGUUGGUAGUGCUGGAAAAGAAACUGAUGAAACAUCUAAGAAAGUUACAGAGCUGCUGCAAAAUGUCGAAAACAUAAUGGCGGAAUUAGCGAAUUCUCCUGAUAUUAACGAUACGGAAAUAAACCGUUUAGAAGAAGUCAUCCAGCAAACGGAAUAUCAGUUGCAAGAAUCGAAGCUCGACGAAAAAUUGGCGAAUCUACAAAAGGAACAUCAAGAACAAGCCGAUUUAAUCGAACAAUAUAAAAUCGAUAUAAAAAAAUUGCAAGAUGAUGUCGAUAAUAUUGAAGCUAUAGUACACGCGUUACCCGAAGGAUGUUUUAGAAAUUUAGAGUUGGAACCAUAGAUGAUUGCUGAUGUUUUCACUAAAAAGAUACCAAAGAAAAUGUUCUUAUUUUUCUAUUUAUUUCCUAUUUACUGUACAUAAGAACUGAAAAUUGAAAAUAAUGUUCCGAUUUAAGAUUCAUACUUAUAUUUUUUUAAGUUUUAUACAGUCGUGUACGUUUCAUGUUUUAAUAAUAAAAUUUAAUCGAAGA